CCCGGGGGAUGGUUCCGAGGAAGGGGGCGGAAAGGGGCCGCUGGCCCCGCCCUCAGUCCCUACGCUUCGGAGGUCAGCGCUUCCCCCUUGGCAGGAUUCGUUUGUCGCCGCUGCGGCCAGCCGAACUUUCUUCAGAUUCUGGGUAUCCCUGCCACGAGGAACCCAGCCAGGAGCCGCGGAGCCGCGGGCGCCCACACCCCACACCUUCCUCAGCGCUCUCAGCCUGAUAUCGCCCCAGCAGGGAUGGGCGACAAGAACCGGCUGCCCUUCCCCGUGUUCCUCCUGGCCGCGCUGCCCACAGUGCUGCCACCGGGGGCGGCCGGCUUCACGCCCUCCUUGGACAGCGACUUCACCUUUACCCUUCCGGCCGGACACAAGGAGUGUUUCUACCAGCCCAUGCCGCUGAAGGCCUCGCUGGAGAUCGAGUACCAAGUUUUAGAUGGAGCAGGAUUAGAUAUUGAUUUCCAUCUUGCCUCUCCAGAAGGGAAAACCUUAGUUUUUGAACAAAGAAAAACAGAUGGAGUUCACACUAUAGAGACUGAAGUUGGUGACUACAUGUUUUGCUUUGACAAUACAUUCAGCACCAUUUCUGAGAAAGUAAUUUUCUUCGAAUUAAUCCUGGAUAAUAUGGGAGAGCAGGCACCAGAAGAAGACUGGAAGAAAUACAUUACUGGUACAGAUAUGUUAGAGAUGAAACUGGAAGACAUUCUGGAAUCCAUCAACGGCAUCAAGUCAAGGUUAAGCAAGAGUGGUCAUAUACAAACUCUGCUUAGAGCAUUUGAAGCUCGUGAUCGAAACAUACAAGAGAGCAACUUUGAUAGAGUCAACUUCUGGUCUAUAGUUAAUUUAGUGGUCAUGGUGGCAGUGUCAGCCAUUCAAGUUUAUAUGCUGAAGAGUUUAUUUGAAGAUAAGAGAAAAAGUAGAACUUAAAAGUAAGGUUAACAUUGAAAAAGGGAAGUAGAAGGAUGUAGUACAUUGUUACAGUCCAUUAACAGUCUUCUCCAAAAUGUUUCAGGAAUUAUUAACUGUAAAACAAGGAAAUUUUUUAUGUGAAAGUCAUCACUUUUCUUUUUAUAGACCCAGUUGUUCCUAAGUGUGUAUGAGCACAUUUAAAUGUAAAAUAUACAUUUUAACUAAUAACUGCAUUUUUCUAACUUUGAACACUGGGACUAUAAACAACACCAAUCUUUCACCCAACUUUGUAAAACUAUAGAAAAUUUCAAUGUAUUAGGUUAUAAAUAAUCU
Dipodomys ordii (Ord's kangaroo rat) is the source of this 1245-nucleotide messenger RNA. RefSeq names its product transmembrane emp24 protein transport domain containing 5 (gene Tmed5). The transcript is spliced from 4 exons. Gene Ontology annotation, cellular component: endoplasmic reticulum; endoplasmic reticulum-Golgi intermediate compartment; COPII-coated ER to Golgi transport vesicle. Gene Ontology annotation, biological process: Golgi organization; intracellular protein transport; endoplasmic reticulum to Golgi vesicle-mediated transport. NCBI's taxonomy places the organism in Eukaryota, Metazoa, Chordata, Mammalia, Rodentia, Heteromyidae. The record is from RefSeq and is a predicted model, not a curated record. Bases 244 to 930 code for a protein of 228 amino acids.